Molecule: messenger RNA, 810 nt
Organism: Clonostachys rhizophaga
Lineage: Eukaryota; Fungi; Ascomycota; Sordariomycetes; Hypocreales; Bionectriaceae
Source: the annotation of a GenBank genome assembly
AUGACCUUAUUACCGUCAUUUUGCGGUUCCACAUCCCGCUUCUACCGACUGGACGGGGUCAUCUUGAAAUGCCCCGUGGAAAUCUGGAAGGAGAGUAGUGCCUACCAAAGGCUCACCGAUGAUAUCGCCCAUAGUUUUGCGGUUGAACGGCAAAUUCUCGACAUGUUAGGGGAACACCCCAGAAUCGUGAAAUAUCGUGGAUGGCAAGAUAAGCCGCAAGGGUUACUCCUCGUCGAAGCCAGCCAUGGCAACCUCCAGCAGUAUCUCGAUGACAAUGGUGAUACCAUACCCCUGUUUACCCGCCAAAGAUGGUGUCAGCAAGUCGUUGAGUCGAUCGCAUAUAUACACCGUCGUAGUGUGAUACACUCAGAUCUACGCCCAGAGAGUUUCCUUGUCCACGCUACUACGCCAACAUCUCUAGAUCUGUGGCUCUGCGAUUUUGGUGGCUCGACAUGCGCAAAGCUCGGCUUGGAUGGUAAACAUCUUCCAGAUCCUGGUUUCUUCGACCCGAAUUCAGACUGGGUAUCCCAGACGGCGACUGAUAUAUUCAGCAUCGGAUCUAUCCUCUACACUAUUCUUGCUGGGCACUGGCCACACCGGAGCUCUGGACCUUUCAGGACAGUGGAGGAAAUGGAAAGCUACGAUCGACAGGUCGAUGAUCUCUUCAGACAACGCAAAUUCCCAGAUGUUGAAAGUCUCUUUGGAGGGAGUAUUAUCUUAGGAUGUUGGACGAACAAGUAUACUAAUGCGGAUGAUGUCCUAAGAGCGUUAGAUUCGGAGAUGGCAGAUUUAAAAAAUGUGCAGAACUGA